CUAUCGACAUUAUUAUUGUCAACAUUAUCUGUUAUAAUUGUCGAUGCGACUGUACCUGGGUCGUCUAGUUCCAAUGAGAUAACAUAUACGCAGAAGAGACGAGCACAACCUAACACUGGUGCUGCAUUGUACCCACAGGCGAGCGACACACGAGAUGUGAUAACUUUAGACGGAAUAUGGAACUUCAGAAAGUCCCCAACAGAUCCUGAACAUGGAUACCGCAAUGGAUGGUACGAACACGAUCUAGAAAAGUCAGGUCCAGUGAUCCCGAUGCCUGUACCAUCAUCGUACAACGAUGUAGGAGAGGACGGUUCUCUACGAGAUCAUGUUGGACUGGUGUGGUACGACAGGAGAUUCUACGUACCCUCCGCCUGGCAACAGAACAAGCAGCGCAUCUGGCUUCGAUUUAGCAGUGUACACUACGCCGCACAAGUUUGGGUAAAUGGUAAACUGGUGACAUACCAUGAAAUGGGCCAUCUACCCUUCGAGGUGGAGAUCACGGAUGUUGUCUGCGAAAAGGGAAGCAAUCUACUCACUGUGGUAGUAGACAACACAUUGCUGAGUGACACCGUCCCUCAAGGCAGUAUUAGAGACACAUUUGUAGGAGCAAACGUACACGUUCGAUUUCUUCAACUACGCGGGCAUACAUAGAACUGUCUUCUUGUACUCGACUCCUCAAAUAUACAUCGAUGACGUAAUAGUUAACACUGAUAUACAAGGGCUGACAGGUUUCAUUGUGUACAAUGUUACACAGAAAGGUUUAAGCGACGGCGGUUCUGUCGAAUGUUUGAUUCAAAUACUGGACAAGAACGACACGCAGGUGGCGGCGGCCAAUGACUGCGCGGGCCUCAUUGAGAUCGGCAAUGCUAACUUCUGGUGGCCAUACCUGAUGCAUCCCAAUCCUGGAUACUUGUACACAUUUAGAGUCAGUCUUAUUGGAAUUCAAGGAGAAACAAUUGAUACGUACAAUCAAAAAAUCGGUAUAAGAACUGUCACUUGGAGUAACACGACUAUCUUUAUCAACGACAAACCGAUUUAUUUGAAAGGAUUCGGGAUGCACGAGGAUUCAGAUUUACGAGGCAAAGGUUGGGAUCAAGUGCUGUGGGUGAAGAACUUCAACCUGAUCAGAUGGCUGGGAGCGAACGCGUUCCGCACCUCGCACUACCCCUAUGCCGAGGAGAUCUACCAGCUGGCCGAUGCUCAGGGCAUCAUGAUUAUUGACGAAUGCCCCGGAGCUGACACAGAUGUAUUUUCCGACGCCCUGUUGACUAAACACAAGCAGUCGCUGACGGAGCUGAUCCGCCGCGACAAGAACCACCCCAGUGUGGUGAUGUGGUCCGUCUCCAACGAGCCCAGGUCCGCCAACAGACUUGCUGAUGCUUACUUUGGCGAAAUAGUUCGACACGUAAAAUCCAUGGACCUGUCACGACCUGUUACCAUUGCAAUCUCUCAGCACUACGCAGCCGACAGAGCCGGGCAACAUCUCGACGUGAUAUGCUUCAACCGGUACAACGGGUGGUACACAUCAACGGGCUCGCUGUCCGUGAUCACCAACAACGUGGUAGAGGAGGCCACCGCCUGGCACCUCAAGCACAACAAACCUGUCAUCAUGACGGAGUACGGAGCCGACACCAUCGCUGGACUGCAUCUCAUUCCUGAGUACGUAUGGGCGGAAGAAUAUCAAGUAGCCUUAAUGUCGGAGCACUUUAAAGCAUUCGACAAGUUGCGACAAGCCGGAUUCUUUACGGGCGAAUUCAUUUGGAACUUCGCCGACUUUAAGACUGCUCAGACCAUAACUCGAGUAGGUGGAAAUAAGAAAGGUAUUUUCACACGAUCGAGACAACCUAAGGCUUCGGCACAUCAUUUAAGAGCGCGGUACCUCUCCCUAGCGGCCGCAGACGCCGGCACAGCGGCGCCCGAUGUCUCCUACUACGUAUCAGACAACAAACCGACGCACCAUGAAUUAUAAACUGUAAUAUAGGCUAUUUUUAAGAUAUCGGUAUUACCUAUUUUUGUUAUAUCGAUAAAGAAUGUUUGUGUAUGUAAGUACCUUCUUGUAUGUAUUCAAUGAUUGAGUCGUAUAAACUGCCAUUAAUAGGGUAUAUUUUGUAAUAGUUAAGUAUUUUCCUAGAAUAUUGUUGUGGUAAUGCGUUAUUUUACUAAAUGACACAAUGUCAAUAAUUGAAAUAAUCUGUUAUACUGCCGAAUAUCGUAUCGUUAUUCUACUGAAAUUAAAUUGAAUCUAACAUUUCAAUUGACUAAUAAUGUCAAGCUAAUUGAACACCAAUAUUGUACUUGCAGUUAUUAUUGUUACAUCAUAAACCUUUCUCUAGAUUUUCAACGUAACUUUCAAAUCAAUCUGCCUUCGCCAAUUAUACGUAUCAUAUGUCGUCUAUCGCUGUCUGUUCUGUAUUAUUCGUCUUACAUACCUAUUUUAUUGUAACAGUGGAUGAAAGUUUAUUAUUCAAAUUACGAACACUUAUUAUAGCAGAAUUACCGAUGUCCGUCCACAAAUUCGUCCCUUUGGUAAAUAAUAAUUAGGUUUUUUUUUCAACUUUAUUGCUUCAGGCGAAUUUUUUUUAAUAGUUGAACUUCCCUAUUCGAAUGGCUUACAUUGGCGAUUGAUACUGCAGAUUAAAAAAAACAUUUAUUAUUUUCGGAAUUACAUCUUGUGGAUUAUACGUAUAUAUAAAAUAUACAUGUCCCGAUUAAAUGUAGUGAUAUAAAUUGAUAUCUACGUACUAAAUAGAGAUAUUUGUGAAAACUUUGACCUAUGUUACAGCAUAAGUACAAUAAAGUUAAUUUAUUAGAUUUUGGUGUGUACAAGUAUCUGUUAUAAAAUCCAAGAAUGUUGCUACAACCUAACAGGAAUAUGAAUGUCGUGACUGUAAAUAUUUAUGAGAAUAAUUAAAGUACAAAAGAAUA
This is a messenger RNA of Papilio polytes (common Mormon), 2925 nucleotides long. RefSeq names its product beta-glucuronidase. The record is from RefSeq and is a predicted model, not a curated record. Gene Ontology annotation, biological process: carbohydrate metabolic process; glucuronoside catabolic process. Gene Ontology annotation, molecular function: carbohydrate binding; beta-glucuronidase activity. NCBI's taxonomy places the organism in Eukaryota, Metazoa, Arthropoda, Insecta, Lepidoptera, Papilionidae.